This is a messenger RNA of Adelges cooleyi (spruce gall adelgid), 3646 nucleotides long. RefSeq names its product RNA-binding protein Musashi homolog 2 (gene msi). The transcript is spliced from 4 exons. The record is from RefSeq and is a predicted model, not a curated record. Gene Ontology annotation, cellular component: cytoplasm. Gene Ontology annotation, molecular function: RNA binding. Bases 360 to 1757 code for a protein of 465 amino acids. NCBI's taxonomy places the organism in Eukaryota, Metazoa, Arthropoda, Insecta, Hemiptera, Adelgidae.
ACCCCAAGAAAGUGUACAGUUAAACGGCGACAGUUACCGAAACUUAUCAAAGCUGGCUAUCGCUACUUCCAAGCUGUAUUCCCAGGCUCCGUUACGAGUGUCCACAAGGCCGGUGUUACACCUAUGACCUCCGCCCUAAUUGCGGGACUGAUCCGCGUUGAGUAUUAAAAAAAAAAAUGACGGCGACGACGACGGAUCAUUUAUCGUAUUCGUGUCGUUGAGUGGUGGUGGUCGGACCGAAUAUUCCACAACCCCUGAACGAGGACGGGAAUAUACUAUAUAUUCCUCUCACUGUCCUGCUAUACUACAUAUGAACACAACCGACAGACGAGCCUCUCCGGCCGUGUCCGUACCUGUUCAUGACAGACCCUCUAUUUUUCAGCGUUAAUUUGGGAGUGGAUCCAAUGGCUACACUGGCCGAGCACGCGGCUGAUUUCAGCGGCAUGCUAGCCGCCGGUGGCAUGGGCCUGCCACAACCCAUGGCCGCCAUGGCCACCACAGCCAUGCCGUUGGCCUUGCACCCGCACCAUCAGUCCGUCCGCGGUCCGCCGGCGGGUCUCGUGAAAAUCGCUCAGCCCCAACCGGCCGCCGCGGUGACGGUCAAGGCCGGUUCGCCGUUACACAACGGCGCGAACUCGUCGCAAGAAAACGCUGCGGCCGUGGCCGCCGCCGCGGCAGCCGCGGCGUCCCAACACCAACAACAGGCACAGAUCAACAACAACAACGGCAACAAACAAAACGGUAUGGAGUCUUCGUCGGCUCCUUCGCCCAGCGGCCGAUCGACGCCCAACAGCAGCACCGAGGGCACGUCGGCCAAACUAUUCGUGGGCGGCCUAAGCUGGCAAACGUCCGCCGACAAGCUCAAACAGUAUUUCGGCAUGUUCGGAGACGUUACCAACGUACUCAUCAUGAAGGACCCCAUCACACAGAGGAGUCGCGGUUUUGGAUUCAUCACGUUUUCGGACGCCGAGACUGUAGAGAAAGUGUUGGCCGUGCCCAUUCACACGUUGGACGGCAAGAAAAUCGACCCGAAGCACGCGACGCCCAAGAAUCGUCCAAAGGCCGGCAGCAAGACCAAAAAGAUAUUCGUGGGCGGCGUCAGCCAAGACACCACUGCUGAAGAGGUGAAGGCUUACUUCAGCCAGUUUGGCAAGGUAGAAGAAACGGUGAUGCUCAUGGACCAGCACACUAAGCGUCACCGCGGCUUCGGGUUCGUGACGUUCGAGAACGACGAUAUUGUUGACACCAUUUGCGAGAUACACUUCCACACCAUCAAGAACAAGAAGGUCGAGUGCAAGAAGGCGCAGCCAAAGGAGCUCGUUCAACCGGCGGCCGCCGCAGCGGCGGGUUUGUUGUUGGGCAAGCGCCCGGUGCUGGUAGGAGGCCCGUUGGGCGUCCGCGUGGCUGCGUCGCCCGUGUCGCAGGCCACACAUCAGUUGGCCGCCGUGCAACAGGCCCAGGCCCAGGCGCAGGCUCAAGCUCAAGCCGCCGCGGCCGCAGUGGCCGCUCACAAUUACAACAAGCUGUUCGCCACGUACCCGGGAUUGGCCAGCUACCGUUACUCGCCGUACCCCGUGCCGGUGACCGCAGCGGCGGCACCGCAGGCAGCCGCCGCCGCUCAACCGGUGCAAGCCGCCGCAGCCGCCGCGGCCACUCAAGCCGCGUACCCGGCCUACAGUCUUUCCGGCAUCGACAUGAGUGGCUUCCAAGGCAUCGACUGGUCGUCCAUGUACGGUAUGGGCGGCAUGUACGUUUAGACGUGUUGGUCAGGUCAAUUUCAAUUGCGAAUAAACAUUCUUUUUGCUCAGAUACAUUCUAUCAUUGAAAUUAUUUUUUUAAAUUCGACAUACAUACAUACAAAAAAAAAAUGCUACCGACUACUUAAAAAACAUAGCAACGAAACAAACUAUCCAAUAAACGGCUUAUCAUCAUAUUUAUUAUUAUUAUUAUUAUUAUACACUUUUUUUUGUUGUUUAUUUUUUCACAAAUCGACGGGCUGACAGCCACACAGAUUCUUUGGAGAUCAAUCCGCGCGUGUGCCAUACCACUGCCUCAUUGUCGUGAGUUAUAUUUUCAUUGGAUAUAGAAAACGAACGAUUUCUAGUCAGUUAUUUUUAUUAUUAUUAUUAUUAUUAUAUUAUAACUAAUGUGUAUUACUUUUUUUUUUUCUUUUUCAAUUACUAUUAAUUAUAAAAAAUAUUUUUCGAUUUUCUAAAUAGUAGUGUGAUUAGUGUCUUAAUCAACGUCGUGUUAUUGUAUUAGUUUUCAUGUAUUGUUUGUCUAAAAACAAAUUCCAAAUGAUCAGUAGAGAAAAUACAUUCCAUUAAGGACCAAAGCUCAUAUACAAAAAAAAAACUGUGCGUUCGUCUUGAUAAUUUUAUCAUAUAUUAUUUUCCGUUAUAAAUUAACACCUGAUAAAUUGGUUUUCUCUUUCUUUCAUUCUCACUCGCCGCUCACUCUUUUUAACUGCUAUUUCUUCUCUCUAAACGCGCGUAACGCAAACAUAUUUCUGCAGUGUUAUAUUAUCAUCUAUAUGUUUUGCUUUGUAUUAUUUUUGAAACGCUUAACACAAACUUCGUUGUAUGCAACUCGUUCGAUGUAAUAAUAACAAUUCGUUGUUAUAUUAUAUUAUAAUAUUAUUCAGUAGUGGCCACACAACUUAAAUGGUUAACACAAAUUUUCUUCAACGCGAUUACAGCUCUUUAGUGUGUAAUAUUUUUUUGUUAAUCGCAUAUCUUUCUCUCCUCUCACUAAUAUUCUGCUUGUUUAUGUACUUGCAUACAAAUGUUCAAUAAUUUAUUGUACUAUGUUUUUUUUUUUUUUUUUUAAAUACUUCUUAGCCAUCGGCCAUAGAUCUUAGAUUGUUUUCAUUCGUGUCUCUUACGUUGUAAUAAUUGGUAAUCUCAUUCGAGUUCGAUGUAAUAGUAUUUAGUUAGACACUAAGCGAGCCCAGAAAUAUAUAUACAUGUAUAUAUAUUUCUGUAUUUAAUAGUACUAAUAUUUAAAAAAAAAAAAAAACUUUAUAAUAAACAAACAAACAUAAUAUUUUAGUUUUUCGGUGCGUAUCAUAAUAUAAAUAGUUAUUUUUUAGUUGUUAGAAUUAAUGUAAAACAAGUAAAAAAAAAUUUACGAAAAGCACUGAUUCGACUGGACAAUACUAAUUAGAAAACAUUACUUUAUUAUUAUCAUUAUUAUGUAUGUAAAGCAAUAAUACUUAAAAGGUUAUUGAUCUCUUUGUUUACUAUUAUUAUUAAUUAAUUAUUUUUUUUUUAAUCUUAAUUUUUCUUAGUCUAGUUUUGAUAGUUGGUAAGCCCUCUAUUUUUGUAAUAUUUUGAGAGUUAAAUAAUAAUAAAAAAAUUUAAAAAUAAUAAUUAUGAAACUCGCACAUAUUAUUAAUAUUAUAUUAUAUAUUAUUAUUUGUAAUAAUAAUAUAUUUGUAUUAUUAUGCGUAUUUAUAAUACGAAAGAGGGUUAGCAAUGCUUUUACUUACUCCGGCGUUAUAUUUUACUAAUAUCUCGUGUAUCCUAGUUCUUUAGAUUUAACUAUUUUGUUUUUCACUAGUACUUAAAUUACAACUACCUGUAUUAGAUGUAUAUUUUUUAAUGUCGAUGUCAUAUUUUUUAGACUUUGGUGUGUAUUUUAACAG